Opisthorchis viverrini is the source of this 2326-nucleotide messenger RNA. RefSeq lists its product as hypothetical. Gene Ontology annotation, biological process: microtubule cytoskeleton organization. The record is from RefSeq and is a predicted model, not a curated record. The transcript has 9 exons. Gene Ontology annotation, cellular component: axoneme; ciliary basal body. Lineage: Eukaryota; Metazoa; Platyhelminthes; Trematoda; Opisthorchiida; Opisthorchiidae. The coding region runs from base 1 to 2049 and encodes 682 amino acids.
AUGAGUCGCGGAGUUGACCAACGCGACGACCCUUCUGUAGAUCAGAUAAUUAGAUCCUACAUCAGAAACAAACCUUCAGAGAACCAUAAAUUCACCAGCGAGCUGCUGUUAAACGCAACAUAUCUUAGAGAAUCACUCGAUGACAGACCAAGCGGAAAUGAUUCCCCUAUUGCCGCAAGACGUCCAGGAACUUCACAUUCCACGCAAAGCAGAAUUCGGCAUUCGGAGGUUGGUGACCUUUUACAGACACACAAACACCGAUUUACUGAAGAGAAGCCCUUCUCUCCUCGCACCAUACGCUCUAAUGCUUCAUCCAAACUUCGAGGUCUUCGUUGUUAUAACCCUCCAGUCAGAACAUCUAGAGUCAAAGCAGCAAACGCGGAGCAGUUGGAACCAGAGAGAAUCCGACCUGUUAGUGCAUUGGCCACAAAAUCUGAUUUGAAUGACGCAACCAGAAUAUCAAAAAGGCCAUCUAUACACUCAUAUGAAGGGGCUUUCGAGUCUCCCAACAAGUUGGAUCUCCUGCAGUCUGCAGGUCUUGGAAAAGCAUCCGCACAUCAACCUAGUCAAUUUUCCAAUCCUGAGCGUACUCACACACCUCAACCGACCAGCCUCACCCAGAAUCUUGACUGGGUGGACCAAUGGAUUCAAAGCCUUCCUGCUUCAGAAAAUACCAGUGAUAACCUUCAGUUGAGCAAAAAACUUGUUGAUGAUGGAGUCCAGGCAAGAAUAGAUACGUGGAGAGAGCGCAUAAACGACAAGCAUAAGGCUCUACUCUAUCUCAAUUUCAUCGAAGCUGUCACUAAUGAUGUGCUUGCUCGGGGCAUAUUCACAGACAGGUGCUGGCUGGACCGACGGGAUCGUGCAACCGUACCUUCCACAGCCAUUCGGCUCCCGAAGCGACGGAACAUAUUCAGACUACGUUCCGGUGGAUCGAAAUUGGUUCAAAUGCUCACGAACAAAAUACUUUCCGUAAUACAGGAACAGCUUCAGCAGGCAGCUGACCAGCUAAGGACGCAGUUGCGUAUCACAGAUGACAUUCAACUAGAAGAACCACAUCAUACAUCCGAAGACCAUAGAGUACCACAGGAGCCAGAAGUGAAAAGCACAAACGGAGACGAAACAGGACGACUUUUAAGCAGUCGACAGUCGGGAGGAACAGAUUUUGGCUACUGUACAUCACCUUUAGACCCGUUGCUGGCUGCUUCUCCGUCGCUAUCGACACGUCCUCCCGUCGCUCCGAUACGUGACAACCGAAAGCCUGGGUCACCUUCCAUGGUCAAACACUCUAUCUCAAAGAAGUGUACAGAAAGCAAGCGGAAGACACCAGAAGUAGACGCACCAAAAAGAACAACUGUAGGUGCCAAGGAAAGCAGCCCCAAAGUCGAGUCAAACAUUGAGACUGGUGCUCAACGAUACUGUGGUGAAAACCCAAAAAUGAAGAAACUACCAGGAAGUGAUCAGUCAAAUGAAGGGCAUACACACUCAACUAAUUCUGAUGCUCACUGGAGUGAAGGCGCGUCGCCACAAGACCACUCAUACCACGAAGAUACACUCAACGAUCCAACUACAAUGCCCAAUAUGUCUAGCUCAGUUCAACCGGCUGAUCUAUCUGAGUUAGCCGAUUCCUGUGAUCUUGGUGACGAACAACCGCAAUCCUACAGCUUCCAGUUUGAGGAUGAUGAGUUGGGAAAGUCGCCGGAAAACAAACCGGACAUUCUUCCCACUGACCUAACGCCAGCCGACGAACCUUUCGUGGUUUCGCGCACCAAACACACCCGUGUGACCUUUGCCUCAGAGGCUGAAUUCUUCUCCAUUCCCACUGGUAAUGAUUCGACAACAUCGCUUAGCAGUCUUACCAACCUAACUAGACUUAUGUCGCCUGAUCUUAUGAGUCCAUCAAAAAGUGAACUUGACGCGUCCUCGCUGCAAGCUAUCGCGGAAGGUGAUUCGAAUAUUACUGUAGAUAUCGAGCAGGAUAAAGAACAUACGGCAGCUGCGUACAACAGCGAGAUCUUACUAAAGAACGACGAAUUUUCUUCGGGCUGAAUUCAACAGGGUGGAAUACGAUAGCCAAUAUGUUAUUGGUUUUUUAAUUGAGUUUCUCAAGGUCCCAUUUUUCCGCUUAUUUUUCGGUAAAGAAAAGAAACUACUUUGUGUCUCGCAAUCACUAUUCAGACACAAUUUACUCUUCUUUAACAAACCUUAUUAGAAAGGUCGUUUCGAUUUUCAAUUUAGUGGACGUAACGAUCAAUGGUCAUUCGCUUGGAGGUCCAAAGUUACCUGGUAACCACGGGGUUAUUGGGUGCUGAAAAAUAUAUACUAG